This is a messenger RNA of Tarenaya hassleriana, 1820 nucleotides long. RefSeq names its product cytochrome P450 85A2-like. Gene Ontology annotation, biological process: sterol metabolic process. The record is from RefSeq and is a predicted model, not a curated record. The transcript is spliced from 9 exons. NCBI's taxonomy places the organism in Eukaryota, Viridiplantae, Streptophyta, Magnoliopsida, Brassicales, Cleomaceae. The coding region runs from base 101 to 1498 and encodes 465 amino acids. Gene Ontology annotation, molecular function: iron ion binding; oxidoreductase activity, acting on paired donors, with incorporation or reduction of molecular oxygen; monooxygenase activity.
GCCCAUAAGCCAUAACCAUCUUUCUCUCUCUGGAUUUGGGCACUCAAUAACAGAAGAAAAAAACACAGAAACAGAUCAAAGAGAGAAGAAGAAGAAGGAGAUGGGGAUGGUAAUGGUGAUGGUCGGGGUGGCGGUGAUAAUGGUGUGUAUCUGCUCUGCUUUGCUGCGAUGGAACGAAAUGCGUUAUACCAAGAAACGCCUCCCUCCAGGCACCAUGGGUUGGCCCAUCUUCGGCGAAACCACCGACUUCCUCAAACAAGGUCCCGACUUCAUGAAAACCAAACGAGCCCGAUACGGGAAUUUCUUCAAGUCGCACGUGCUGGGCUGUCCGACGAUUGUGUCGAUGGACGCAGAGCUGAACAGAUACAUUCUGAUGAACGAAUCAAAAGGGUUUGUCGCAGGUUACCCGAAGGCGAUGGUCGACAUCCUCGGGUCGAGCAACAUCGCAGCGGUCCAUGGCUCGAACCACAGGCUCAUGAGAGGCUCGUUGCUGUUUCUGAUUAGCCCGGCCAUGAUCAGAGACCAUCUCUUGCCCAAGAUCGAUUCCUUCAUGAGAAGAUAUGUUAGUAGUUGGGAUGAGUCCGGUGUCAUUGAUAUUCAGGACAAGACCAAGCAUAUGGCAUUUUUGUCUUCAUUGGCACAAGUAGCAGAAACAUUAACCAAAGCAGAAACUGAAGCAUUCACAAACGAGUUCUUCAAGCUCGUUCUCGGAACCAUAUCUAUCCCGAUUAACCUCCCGGGCUCGAAUUACCGGUUCGGAACUCAGGCAAGAAAGAACAUAGAUGGACUUUUAACCAAACUGAUGGAAGAGAGGAGAGCUUCUGGAGAAACUUUCAAUGAUAUGUUGGGUUACUUGAUGAGGAAGGAAGAUAAUCGGUACCCCUUAUCUGAUAAGGAGAUAAGAGAUCAAAUUGUAACGAUUCUGUAUUCGGGUUAUGAAACUGUCUCUACAACCUCCAUGAUGGCUCUUAAGUACCUCCAUGAUCAUCCCAAGGCUCUGGAAGAGAUCAGAAGGGAACACUUCUCUGUUAGGGAAAGGAAAGGUAGCGAUGAACCACUCGAUUUUGAAGAUGUGAAAUCGAUGAAAUUCACUCGUGCGGUGAUAUUCGAGGCAUCAAGAUUGGCAACCAUCGUCAAUGGUGUUCUUAGGAAGACAACUCAUGACAUGGAAUUCAAUGGAUACUUCAUCCCAAAAGGGUGGAGAAUAUAUGUAUACACAAGGGAGUUGAACUAUGAUACCUCUCUGUAUCAAGAUCCAUUCACCUUCAAUCCAUGGAGAUGGAUGGACAAGAACUUGGAAACAAAGAACUACUUCCUUCUGUUUGGCGGUGGAAUCAGGCUCUGUCCUGGCAAGGAACUGGGCAUUGUCGAAAUCUCUUCCUUCCUUCACCACUUCAUAACCAGAUACAGGUGGGAGGAGGUUGGAGGAGAGAAACUGAUGGUGUUUCCGAGAGUUUUUGCGCCGAAAGGGUUCCAUGCUAGGGUUUCAGCUUACUGACUUUGCCAAAUCUUAGAGAAGACAGACAGAUUUGUACAGAGGAGGAAGAGAGAUUACAGAGGAAACCCAGGAAAAUAAAAUAACCAGAAAAAUAAAAUAAAAAGGGAGAGAGAGUAUAAAAUUUCCGUGUGUAGAUUAUGUCAGAAUAAGACAGAUCAGAAACGAGCUUUGUCUCUGUCUUCUGAGUUUUUACCCAGCAUUUGUUCACCUCAGAGAUUUUACUGUUCCAUCUGUACAGAAUUAUGGGCAGGUCCUUGUUCAAACCCAUCUUUGGCUUUCUUUGCUGCCAUCUUCCUUGGUAGAGAAAGAGGAACUUUUCAUA